UCGCGCAUGUUUUUACGCCAGGGGUGCUCGUUCUAUCGCUGACAAACCCCCGACUGUGUAUUAUAUCCACAAUGACGAAAGACUGGGAGUCCGUACGUGCGGAGAUUCAAGAUCUCUCGUUUGUGCGGAAAAAGAGGCUGGAAGAGGUGAAGUAUAUCAUGGAGGUCAAGCAUAGUUUCAAAGCUUCGACGCGGGCGUAUCGGAUGAAAUUGGCUGAAUGGGGUAUGACUCGGCACGCGAGAAGCAAACAAUCGACCGAGGAAGGUAGAAAGAGAGUGACCAAGCGACGCCGCAGAACUACUGAGGAUGAGGAGGAAGAAGACGAGGGUAAUGAUCAUGAUCCGACGACUGAUGGGACAUCCGACGGCCCGAGACGCUCGAAUCAAGGUGACGAUGAGUCGAGCCAGAAACACGACGCUUAUUCUCGCGAUAAAGAGAAUUUGGAAACACUAUUACUUGGCCGAGCAACAACUUAUUCAGAGCCAAUAGAAUCUGUCCGUGUAGAAUCGAGUGUUGCUGACACGUCAUGCCGUCCCACGCAGGAGCCGGGCGGCGAAAGCGCUCAUGCAGACCUCGAGUUGUGGAGUACUCGAGAAGCAAGAACAAAUGAAGUUGUAAUGGAUAUGCUAGAUUUAGUGCUGGAAGGCGACUCCCAGAAACUAGAAGCACUUAUUCUGGAACAUCCGGGUCAUCAAAAUCUUCCCAUCGGCAUGCCUUUUGACACUCCAGGCGGAAGAUUUUACAACAGGCUUGCUCUGACUGACACCGUAGUGCUCCAGCAUGAAAACCAAACUCUUCUCGACAUUGCCUGUGGCCUUCCUUCAGGACCAGUGGUAUGGGUUUUGUUGUCUUACCAAGCAAAAGGUUCUACACAUCCUUUCGGGACUGACUUGGCCUUUCAUAAUGCCAUCAAGAAUGGUAGAUCUUACACGGUACAAUCCCUAUUGAUGCCUACACCGAAAAGGUUGAACGGAGAGCCUGGAACCAGAUGGAAGCCAAUCUUGCAAGCCGUAUUCUGGAACCAUCCUAAUGUCGUCCGUUGCUUGAUUGAUAAAGGCGCAGAAAUUAACGUUACCUCCCCCUGCAUCGACGGCGUGGAAAUGAGUUGCAUUCAAUAUUGCCUUGAUCGUCGAUCUAGAGAUUAUGUUCACGAUUCUGACCGCGAUAAUUGCGAAAAGAUAUUGAAGAUGUUGCUUGAUGCUGGGGCAGACCUCGACCCCGCUGCUUCUAACGGGCUGCGCCCUCCAACCUUCGAGAUUUUUAUUAGGCCGUGGCAGAAUGACAACAAUUGGAUUGCCAGACUCAAUCCAGUCGAAAUUGAGUGUUUGAAAUCGUUCGUAAGAAGGGGCGCAAACCUGCAAAUCUAUUUCAAAGGCAUAUCAUGCAGCGCACCAUCGUGUCACACCUUUCAACAUCAAAUUCUGUGGCACUCAACACCCGACUUGGCCCGCUUGAUAGUUGAUCAUGCCAAUCCAACCAUUAAUGGUAAUGGUAAUGGGCUGCUACACGAAAUCGUAGGGAGCUGCCCGGAUGCAAAACGACAUCCUUCAGAGACACUGCGGGAUAUAGAAGUCCUCCUUGGGCGCGGCGCAGAUCCGAACCAAUGCGACAGCUCUGGCCAUGCCCCUCUCAGGCGCUGUCUAGACCUCUGCCCUGCAGUUGAUAUUGUGCCUCGCCUGCGUCUACUCCUUGAUAAUGGCGCCGAUCCUGAACUCAGACAGGCGAAUCGUCUCCCGCCAUUCAUUAUCGCCGCCCGCAAUUUUGAGGAACCCAUUCGCUCCCAGAUCAUGGAGCUUCUCGUUGCCCAUUUUCGCGGUCGCCAACAUCGCACUGUGUAUGACGAAACAUUUAACUGGACACCCAAUUACUUUCCAAUUCCCAGUGCACCCACCUGGGCGCAGGCCCAACAAUAUACCAGUCAGAAUGCCAACUUCAAUGCCAAUCUUUUGAGCAUGAUUCCCGAGGACAUUCGAAUCGUCUUCCAACGUGCCGUAUUCAGCGUAGCCAGUCUGAAUUUCCUGACCACAGCAACUGCUCGAGCUAAAUCGAACUACCCUCUAAGUAUGAGCUCCAAAGAGAAAGACGAGAUCUUCCACGCCGUCAUGCAGCGCCAGAUGGCUCGACUAUCAGAAUACAGCUUCGACGAGGGCUUUGUAAUGGGUCUUCUCAAACCGCAAAUGGCACCUUUACUCCCCAACUUCGACUCAGCCGGUGGCGGCGGCCGUCUACGUCCCCAUCAGGACAACGACAUCAUGCUCCCACACCAUACGCCCAUCAUCUCUUUGGAACCACCAGAUCGUAGCUUUAAUGCCGCUACCUCUGGUUCCCUCCAACCACCCACUGAUUUCCCCACCCCAUCUAUCAUCCCCUCGCCAUCACAAUCAACAGCACCCCCUGAUGCCCCAACACUCCCAGCAAUAGACCCAGAAAUAACCACACACUCCCGCCGCUCAAGCACAUUAUCUACAUCUUCCACAACGUCCUUCGACAUCCCCGAGACCACACAUCUCCGCUGGCCACGCAUAGGCGACCCCUCGCGCCGCGGGGACAUGAAGCGAGCGAAAGACGCUGUGCUGAAUACCACGUGUCCAGACUGCGCGAACGGCAUCUUACUCACCAAAGAUGAAGCAGCGAGGCACGCCGUCGAGCACGAGCAUACUCAUAUGUGUUUGGAUGAGUCCUGUAGAAGACGGUUCUGUGCUAGUGCAAGGGCUUCGGGGUUUGUGGAGUUGGGAAACGGGAGGAAUAACAGUGAUGAGGUUGCGAAGGUGAUUGGUGAUAUGGGGAUGGGGGUGAAUGAGUUUGGGGGGAGAGCCUUCAGGUUCAGUGGUGGUGAUGAUGGUGUGUAG
Molecule: messenger RNA, 2849 nt
Organism: Periconia digitata
Lineage: Eukaryota; Fungi; Ascomycota; Dothideomycetes; Pleosporales; Periconiaceae
Source: the annotation of a GenBank genome assembly